Messenger RNA from Oryza brachyantha (malo sina), 963 nucleotides. RefSeq lists its product as uncharacterized. Bases 180 to 539 code for a protein of 119 amino acids. NCBI's taxonomy places the organism in Eukaryota, Viridiplantae, Streptophyta, Magnoliopsida, Poales, Poaceae. The transcript has a single exon. The record is from RefSeq and is a predicted model, not a curated record.
CCGUUGCGCGCCGUGGAGACCAGGCGAUCGUAGCGGAGGAAGCGGGACGCCGACGGGAGAGGGGGUGGAAGCCGCCCACGCUUCAUCCAACCCCCCACCCCUCCUCUCCUCCUCCUCCUCCGCCGCCUCCUACCUACACCGUUAGAGCCGUUUCGUAGUCGCCGCCGCGCGCCAGCGCCAUGGGGACGGAGGUGCUCCGCCCGCACGACUGCCUCGACCGCGUCCGCGCCCACGCCCACGCCACCAAGCGGUCGCCGCGCCAGCAGACCGCGCGCCGGCGCGACGUGCGUGGGCCGCAGGGCGGACAGGCGGUGGCGGCGCCGGCCGUGACGCGGGUGGUCCGGGUCAAGGUAGCGGCGGCCGAAGACGACGCGUACGCCGGGCCGGCGUUCGGGGCCAUGUCGCCGUCGCCGCGGGCGCUUCCGCUUCCGCGGUUCUCCUCCUGCCGGGAAGCAGCCACCGCCGCGUCAGCGGCGGCGGCGGCAGGGGUGGACGACUCGGCGACGCGGGAGCUCCGGCGCCUGCUGGGCCUCCACUGAUCGACGACGACGCGGAGGAGCCACACGAAACCAUUCCAGCAAGCGAUCGCGCCAUGCAUUCAGCAACGCAGCAACGAGGAGAUAAGCAAGCGUGGUCCUGAGCGUCUCUUCCAUGGAUCCUUUCGUCUUUCCCUCCAAAUGGCGGGCUCCCGGCCAUGGCGCGAGCUCGCGCACGACGUACAUACGUCUGCGUCGAUCUGUCUGCCUUGCCUGCUGUUUUUUGUGAAGGGCAAAGGCUAGUGGAGAAGCGAUGCCUGUCAUCUGGAGCUGGCCGUCGUAGAGGGGAUUAACCAUAGUUGCAGAAUGAUAUUGGCAGGAAAAUUCGAUGUGAUCUAGAUGUGGUUAAUCGAAUCUGACUUUAAAAAAAAAAGAAAUGCUAGAGCACGGUAUCCCGUUGCAGUACGGGAUAGUUUAAUGAUUCAAA